AAAAAAAAAAAUUGGACUCUUUAUUCUUUUAGGUCACUAUGAGCACAUGAAAUAAGCGCACGAUAAUUAUAGGUCCCAUUCUAAGUCUUUGUUCAUUGGGACAGAGGCUAUAAUACGGCCCGUGCGCUCUCUGAUAAAAAAGAAAAAAAAAUCGGUCAUUCAAUAAAUAUCCCGGGAAUUUAUAAAUAUCUUCAACCAAAAGGUUUUUUAAAAUCGCCCUUUUAUUCCUUUAGUUUUUCCAAAUGUUGUCACAGGAUCAACGACAAAUUAGACAUACUCUCGCACGAUUAGCGUUAGCUAAGGCUAUUAAAACACCAGAUGAAAACGAGCCAGAAGCAGAGCCUUGGACUAAAAGCAUCAUAUUUAAUCAACCUUUCUUGAAACAGUUACAGAAGCAGCAACAUCAACAACAUCAACAGCAACAACAUUACCCGAAGCAGCCACAGCAACAGCAGCAGAAGCAAUAUCCUCCUCAGACACAACGCCGCGAUAAGGUCUUAGACAAUAAAUUGAAGCCACAGGAUAAUAAAAAAAAUCGCUCCAGUUUGGUUAUUGAAAAAAAAAUGUCUGAAUUGAGUAUUAAAAAACAUGCUGCCGAUGCCGCAGUUGCUAACCGUGCCUACCUACCAAGUGAUUCGGAAGAGGACGAUGACGUUGAUGACGAUGACGAUAAUGAAGACGAGGACGAGGACGAAGACGACGACGAUAAAUCUGAAGAUGGUUCCGAAGUUAUUAAAGACCUAUUUCAGUCACUCCAAAGCCUCGCCCAAGUAGUAUAGAUUCUGCUAGGGAUGAUAUCAGUACCCCUUCAAGAGGGUCGAAUUCAAGUCAUACAUUACCAUUAACUGACGAUGAUGAGGCAUCCCCACCUAUUCAUCA
Molecule: messenger RNA, 879 nt
Organism: Mucor mucedo
Lineage: Eukaryota; Fungi; Mucoromycota; Mucoromycetes; Mucorales; Mucoraceae
Exons: 3
Coding region: 243-779 (178 amino acids)
Source: RefSeq, a predicted model, not a curated record